Messenger RNA from Salvelinus fontinalis (brook trout), 5834 nucleotides. Its product is annotated as neprilysin-like. The record is from RefSeq and is a predicted model, not a curated record. Lineage: Eukaryota; Metazoa; Chordata; Actinopteri; Salmoniformes; Salmonidae. Gene Ontology annotation, molecular function: metalloendopeptidase activity. The transcript is spliced from 23 exons. Bases 606 to 2924 code for a protein of 772 amino acids. Gene Ontology annotation, cellular component: plasma membrane. Gene Ontology annotation, biological process: amyloid-beta clearance; protein processing.
UACAUUCAUCAUCAGAGGCAAGAAGUAACCAUCAUCAAGUAUGUCUGACCGAACCGGGGCAUAGGCAGCCCAUUCGCUCCAGGCGAAAUCCGCUCUCCCCAGCUAUUUAGGAGCGACUUGGUGGCGCGCUACUCAUCUGCUCGCAGCUCGAGCUUCGUUUAACAGGCUCACUUCUAAACGCAGCCUUUUAGAGGCAAUGUAUCGGUAACCGGUAACAGGGGAACUUCACUGCCAGGUCACACGUUCACAUGCCGGUCAUUAGAUUUUUCCGUUGAUCUAUCCUACAUUUCUCGCUCAAGCGUCCGUUCAAUAUAGAUAUAAAUACAACUGUCUUGGACUCUGGCUGGGGGAUGUUGUAGGCUCGUGGCGUUAACAGGUAGGCGAGAUAAGCUCGUUCUGUGCCAACAAGUGAAGAGAGAGGCGGGUUGUGCUUGAAACCUACGAAAAGGCAGCAUAAAGGAAGAGUUGUUGCUGCCUAUGCUGUAGCUAAUGAGGAUCCUAAUAAACUAAACAGGUAUCCGACAUUCUCACCAAUAUCGAUUCCCAGGUCGUAUUCUCUCCACGCAUCUGAUUGACCUUUGACGGACGUUUGAUUGAUUGAUGUAAUGCCCAUAUACAUCAUCGAUCGAAAAUUUCCAGAGACACCUGGUGAGUCAUUACAGCCAGCAGCUGAAGGAGUGUUAAGCAUGGUGGAGACCGUCCCCCUUAAGUCGGCUAAGAAGCCUCGCUGGACCUCUCUGGAGAUCGGCCUGCUCACCGUCGUCUCCCUCCUCUUCGUCGUCAUAGUGGCCCUCAUCGUCCUCUUCGCCACACAACGGACUGACAGCGAUGGUGUCUGCACCACAGCGGACUGCACUCAGUCAGCGUCUCGUCUGAUCGAGAACAUGGAUGCCAACGUGGACCCGUGUGACAACUUCUACCAGUACGCCUGUGGAGGCUGGUUGAAGAAGAACGUCAUCCCAGAGACCAGCUCCCGAUACAGCACCUUCGACAUCCUACGAGACGAACUGGAGGUGGUCCUCAAAGGUGUUCUAGAGAGAAGCGUGAAGGGGGAAGCCAGUGCCCUCACUAAAGCCAAGACCCUCUACAGAUCCUGCACCAAUGAGAGUCAAAUUGAGAAAAGGGGCGGAGCUCCUUUACUAGACAUACUUCCUAAUGUGUUUGAGUGGCCAAUAGCAACAGACCACUGGGAGACUGUCUAUGGGAACACAUGGAAGUUGGAGGAUGCCAUUGCCAGACUAAAUGAGAAAUACGGAACUCAAGUCUUGGUUAAUUUUUUUAUCGGCACUGAUGACAAAGACUCCAAUUCACACAUCAUUCACUUUGACCAGCAAACCAGCCUUGGUCUCUUAUCCAGAGAGCACUAUACCUGCACCGGGCCCUAUGCAGAGCCAUGUAGAGCGUAUGAGCAGUUCAUGAUAGACGUGGCCAGGCUGAUCCGCACCGACCGCAGCCUGGUGGUCAACGAGACCCAAAUCAGAGAGGAGGUCACCAGGGUCAUUGAGCUGGAGAGGGAGAUCGCCAACGCAACUGAUACUCCAGAGGACCGUAACAACCCAGUUCUCCUCUACAACAAAAUGGAGCUGGGUGUUCUCAAUGCUAACUUCAGCCUGGAGGUCGACACACAAGUGUUUGACUGGAGUUACUUCACCAGGAAGAUCAUGGGGGCGGUCGGCAUCACUGUGCCUGAAACAGAGAGUGUCAUCAACUACGCACCUAACUACUACAGACGACUCAACCCUAUCCUAGCCAAGAACACUAAGAGAGACCUGCAGAACUACAUUGUGUGGCGUUUUGUCAUGAACAUGGUGGUGGGUCUGAGCAGGCAGUACAGGGACACCAGGAAAGCCUUCCGCAAGGCGCUGUACGGUACCACGUCGGAGGCGGCGGUGUGGCGGCAGUGUGUCAUCUACGUCAACAACAAUAUGGACAACGCUGUCGGAAGACUGUACGUAGAGGAGGCCUUUUCAGGGGAGAGCAAAGCACUGAUGGAAGAGAUGAUCUCUGUGAUACGGGAGGUAUUCAUCAGUAACUUAGACCACCUAAGAUGGAUGGACGUAGAGACCAAGAAGGCUGCUGAGGAGAAGGCACAAGCUAUCCGCGAGCGGAUUGGCUACUCCGAAAACAUCAAGAAUGACACUUACCUGAACAACGAGUAUAAAAAUUUGAGCUACAGUGCAGAGGAGUACUUUGAGAAUAUCCUUCAGAACCUGGAGUACGUACAGAGGAAACGUCUGAGGAAGCUACGGGUCAAAGUUAACAAAGAAGAAUGGGUAACAGGAGCAGCAGUUGUCAACGCCUUCUACUCCUCAAGCAAAAACCAAAUAGUGUUCCCAGCUGGCAUCCUACAGCCUCCGUUCUUCGGUAAGGGCCAGACCAAGUCUCUGAACUUUGGCGGUAUCGGCAUGGUGAUCGGACAUGAGAUCACACACGGGUUCGAUGACAACGGUCGUAACUAUGAUAAAGAUGGUGACCUGAAGGACUGGUGGACGCCAAGCUCCACCCAGAACUUUGUGAAUCUGUCCAAGUGCAUGGUGGACCAGUAUGGAAGCUUCUCCUGGGACCUGGCCAACGGACUGAAUCAGCUCAAUGGGAAUAACACGCUGGGAGAGAACAUCGCAGACAAUGGAGGCAUCCGCCAGUCAUACCAGGCAUACCUGAACUAUGUGGAGAAGAAUGGGAAUGAGCCUCUCCUCCCUGGAAUAAACCUCAACCAUCAACAACUCUUCUUUCUCAACUUCGCCCAGGUGUGGUGUGGAACACAUCGACCACAACAAGCUGUCAACUCCAUCAAAGUAGAUGUACACAGUCCAGGGAAGUUCAGGGUUCUGGGGUCCCUCCAGAACUUCCCAGAGUUUGCCAAGGCCUUCAACUGUCCCAAGAACAGCUACAUGGUACCUGACAAGACUUGCCAAGUCUGGUGAUACUGUAGUCCUGACACUAGCCUUGCCCUGAGGCUGGUAGAGGGUGGGCUUGUGUCCUCAUCACCUCAUUUUCCCGCCUGACUGUUAGAGCACUAGUCUGGGACAGGGAUAUGGUCGAUGUUCCCCAGUUCACUGCAGGCUGGGACCAGGACUGCUACACCGAUUGUACAGAACAACCAGCUUCAAGGGACUACAGAGAGCUGUUCAUAUCAAGAUCCAGGCUCUUCACCCGAUCACCCAGGUCACCGCUUUCCACUGAAUACAGUCACGCCAAAUCACAAUAUUUUUUGGGGGGGGGGUUUGAAAAUGUCCUUCAAUUCAAUUUUUCCCUUUGCAUUUCAAUCAGGAUUCUUCUUUUUUGACAGACAGACCGACAGACCGACAGACCGACAGACCGACAGACAGACAGACAGACAGACAGACAGACAGACAGACAGACAGACAGACAGAGACAGACAGACAGACCGAGACAGACAGACAGACAGACCGACCGUAAUUUGAGAAUUUUUAACCACGUCCAUUAUUCUAAACUGUCACUUUGUUUGUCCAAAAUGUUAUUUGUUUUACACGAUAUAUAAACCAAAAUGUAUACUGUAUAUCAAUACGUUUUAGAUGAGUAUACAUUAACAGUGAUCGAUACAGUCACACUAGGGGACAUUCUAUUUUAUUGUAUAUUUAAGAAAAUAACAUUUUAUUUGACUGAAUAUACACCAAUGAGUAUAAUUAUAAUAGCAUAAAUGUUCUGUAUAUAAGGUGGAAAUAGCUUCGAAAUGGGUGCCAACUGUUUAUGUCUACAAGCAAUGAACCAAAAUGAAGUUGUUGCCUUGGAAUCAGUUGGGUUUCCUAUCUGGUCAGGAAUUGACAUAUACCAAACAUAUUCAUAUUUUUAUUUUACAUGAAGAAUGUGACCUUAAUUUAAACUUCACCGUGUGUUCAGCAGAAGAGGCUGGUGAGGGGGAAUAUAGGAGGACGGGCUCAUUGUAAUGGCUGGAAUGGAAUCAAUGGUUUGGUAUCAAACACAUGGAGACAAAGCUUUUGACUCCGUUCCAUUGAUUCCGUUCCAACCGUUAGAAUGAGCCUGUCCUCUGAUAGAUCCAACCUCUUCUAGUGUUCUCUGUGUGUGUGUGUUCUCUGUAUGCGUGUGUGUGUGUGUGUGUGUUCUCUGUGUGUGUGGGGGUUUGUAUUUGUCUAUGUGUGUGUGUGUUCUCUGUGUGUGUGUGUUCUCUGUAUGCGUGUGUGUGUGUGUGUGUGUGUGUGUGUUCUCUGUGUGUGUGUGUUCUCUGUAUGCGUGUGUGUGUGUGUGUGUGUGUGUGUGUGUGUGUGUGUGUGUGUGUGUGUGUGUGUGUGUGUGUGUGUGUGUGUGUGUGUGUGUGUGUGUGUGUUCUCUGUGUGUGUGGGUGUUUGUAUUUGUCUAUGUGUGUGUUGAUGUGUGUUUUUUGUCUGGGUGUGACCGCUACAUUGUUCAACAAGCUUAGAAAGCCUUACAUAACCCAUAGAGCUACUGCUGUUUUGUGUGUGGGGGGCAGAGGAAGUCUGGUUCGUAGUGAAACCCCACCCACCCACCGACCAGUGGAGGCUGCUGAGGGGAGGACGGCUCAUAGUAAUGGCUGGAAUGGAGUCAAUGGAAUGGUAUCAACCACAUGGAAAUCAUAUAUUAGAUUCCAUUGCACUGACUCCAUUCCAGCCGUUACUAUGAGCCGUUCUCCCCUCAUCAGUCUCCACACACACACUGUUAACGCCAAAGAUUUCAAAUCCCUAUAUGAGCCUCUCUGGUUUCCAGCAAUCUCAAAUAAUAUUUUCCUGAUUUAAAAACGUGCCACGAAUAACCUCUCUCUCUUUCUCUCUCUCUCUCUCUCUUUCUCUCUCUUUCUCUCUCUUUCUCUCUCUUUCUCUCUCUUUCUCUCUCUUUCUCUCUCUUUCUCUCUUUUUCUCUCUCUUUCUCUCUCUCUCUCUUUCUCUCUCUCUCUCUUUCUCUCUCUCUCUCUCUCUUCUGUCUCUCUCUCCUCUCUCUCUCUCCUCAUCUCUCUCUCUCUCCUCUCUCUUUCACUCUCUCUUCUGUCUCUCUCUCUUAUCUCUCACUCUCUCAUCUCUCUCUCUCUCUCCUCAUCUCUCUCUCUCUCCUCUCUCUUUCACUCUCUCUUCUGUCUCUCUCAAUUCUCUCUCCUCUCAUCUCUCUCUCUCUCUCUCUCUCUCCUCAUCUCUCUCUCUCUCCUCUCUCUUUUCUGUCUCUCUGUUAUCUUUCUCCUCUCUCUCUUCUCUCUUCUCUUCUCUUUCUCUCCCUCUUCUCUCUCUCUCUCUUCUCUCUCCCUCUUCUUUUCUCUCUUCUCUCUCUCUUCUCUCUCUCUUCUGAUUCUCUCCAUUUAUGUUUCUCUAUCGCUCUCUUUUUUUCUCCUUCAUUCACAUUCACUCUUUCACACACACAGACACGGCAAACCAAUCAAACGUGUUUUCGCUGUUUAUUACAUCAUUAGUAUGGUUUCUUGUAAAUACAGAUUUACUAAGUGUUUAGUUUUUGUCUUUUAUUCCUUUGUAAAAGAAUGCAGAUAGAAUCUUUGCACCUGUAAAUCUGGUUGGUGUCACUGUAUCCGUUGUGAUUUUCUUUGUGUGGGAAAAUUAGGUUCAGUCCACAAUGUGUCAUGGGACUCAAAACAUUACUGUUUCUCUAAAUGUCCCCUGUAAGUGUUGCCAUGUCCACUCACACUGCUUUCUCUGUAUAUAGUACCACCCCCCAACACACACACACACACACACACACACACACACACACACACACACACACACAACCAUCCCACCUGUAGGACAGACAGAUACACCUCAGUUGCCUGUUUUUAGAUACUUUGUAAUCAAAAAAAAUCAUGAUGACAAUAAUGAUGAGCAUCUUGAAAUGUUUUGCUUUAAUAAUAAAUCCUU